Dendroctonus ponderosae (mountain pine beetle) is the source of this 2286-nucleotide messenger RNA. Its product is annotated as N-alpha-acetyltransferase 30. Bases 315 to 1328 code for a protein of 337 amino acids. Gene Ontology annotation, biological process: N-terminal peptidyl-methionine acetylation. Lineage: Eukaryota; Metazoa; Arthropoda; Insecta; Coleoptera; Curculionidae. The record is from RefSeq and is a predicted model, not a curated record. Gene Ontology annotation, molecular function: protein-N-terminal amino-acid acetyltransferase activity. The transcript is spliced from 3 exons. Gene Ontology annotation, cellular component: NatC complex.
CUAUCAAAGGGUUUAAAAGUUCUUGUCAAACUUUGUUCACAAACCUCUUUCAACCCUCCGAUAGGGGUAGCUCGAUUAGCCAAUUUUUUCAUAUUUUUUUUGGUUUUGUGUUCGAUUAAAUCCGGCAAGCAGCGGUAGAGGUGUUUUGAGGACAAUGACGUCUCCAUUGACGUUCAACGUCUUAACCAAACUUUCCCUAUUCCUCGUUACCUGUCAAAGAUGUUUCCUUGGAGCUCCAUGGGCCCCUUAAUCUAAAAUAUGACCAUAGCUAUACUGUUAGCUGAGUAUAGUUGAACCGUGUAAACUGCCCUAAGAUGAGAACAGCAAUUUCUGAGACAAACUCGGUGGAAAAGUGUGCAUCCAAACUGGAGAACCAGAGCGACCAUAAAGAGUGUGUGAAAAAUGGUCUAGUGAAUGGAUUGGUGUACAAAACCAAGGCCAAAAUGAGCCUAAAUCACGGUGGUGAGGCUGUCGAACUCCAUGGAGACAUUAUAGAUCUGAAGGAGAGCAGCGCGAUUUUGCAACUACACCCCAAACCCUCACAGGACGAUGAUGUAAAUAAUGUAGAUAAAUCAAAGAGAAAAUCCAAGAAACGCAACAAAAAACACAAGCAAUCGAUAGAUGCGAACGAAAUUCUAAACGGCGAUCAGGUGGAGGAAAUUAAUCACCAAAAGAACAGUGAUUCUGCUGAAUUCUCCAAUGAGCUUAGUAGUGAUUCAAAUGUGGUGAACUGCAUGGAAACUUUACCAUCAUGUAGCACAGCACCUAUUCGAAGCAGCGACACGAUUUGCGAUUCAUUAUCGACUGGCAUCGAAGCUCUAGGGAUUCAAGAUGAAAAUUCUGUGACUGAAAAAGCCGAAGAAAACCACGAAAAAAUCGACUUUGUCCCAUACGAUUCGGAACUGCAGAUGCCCAUGAUUAUGAAGAUAAUCCAGAAAGACUUAUCAGAGCCAUACUCCAUAUAUACGUAUAGGUAUUUUAUUCAUAAUUGGCCGAAACUGUGUUUCCUGGCCAUGUGCGAGGGCCAAUGUGUAGGUGCAAUCGUGUGCAAGUUGGAUUUGCAUAGAAAAGUCGUCAGAAGGGGUUACAUUGCCAUGCUUGCAGUAGAUCAAAAGUAUAGGAAAUUGAGAAUUGGUUCCACACUUGUUCAAAUGGCCAUUCACGAGAUGACCCAUGGUGAUGCAGAUGAGGUGGUUCUCGAAACUGAAGUGACUAAUAAGCCGGCAUUAAAACUGUAUGAAAAAUUAGGAUUUGUUAGGGACAAGCGAUUGUUCCGCUACUACUUGAAUGGCGUGGAUGCGCUACGAUUGAAACUAUGGCUAAGAUAGGGGUACGUGUCAAAAAACCACCCUUUAUAUUCACUCGCUACCAGUAGUAGCACAGACUGGUUGUUUUGGUGGGGAUUUUUUCUUUUCUGUUUGCUGACAUUUUCAGUUAAAAACUGUUACCGCUACUUGCUGUUUAAUUUCGUUCUUGGUGAAUAGUGCAACUGUUUUUGACCAUCAUUAUCCCAAAAUUUGCUUGUUGAUGCGAAAACUUUUUACAGUUACAUAUCAGCGCAAAUGUUUUUGUCUUAACCAAGAUAAAUCGGAAAAGUUUUAUGGAAAUCUUAAUGCUUACAAGAAACAGUCUCCUUAAUCAGUCACUAGAUGGUUUGUCUUAGGUGUGAUAAAGUAAUUUUUUAUUGAUGGAAGUCUAGUUCAGUUUCUCCCACUUAAUGGGAAAGUAGUCAGUUGAUGAAAAUUUUUUGUUUGCUGCUUCCUUUGUACACUUCAAAUGUUUAUAUUGCGACGCAGAAAUUCAUAGUUUAUUUUUGGUUUCCUCAUACCGAAGAGGAGACUGGAUGAUUCGGUACACAAAAAUCGAUUUCACGCCUUUAACAAUAAGGCAAUAAUGGAUACAAAUCAAUUUUAACAAAUUCGAGGAAAAUCGAUCCGUUUUUUUGUAAUGGAUUUAAACAUAACGUAAUAUUAAAUAUACCUAUAUUGUAAGACUAAUUGUGUGCUUAAGUGAAAUUGAAUUUAUUACCGUUCAAAGAGGGAAGAAGCGUUUUUAAGGUGUUGCAUGGUGGCAUUGAAACGGGCGUCUUUGCUCACUUGCCCUCAAUUUUCAUUCAAACGAUUAAAAAGCUUUAUUCCUGUCGUACAAUUUACUCUCGAAGCCCUUGAAUGUGUAGAUCGAUCAUACCUCUUUGUUUAUAAUUAUGUAUAUUUCUGUAUAUAGGGAACUUUCAAUGUUUUACUUUAGUGUUGUAAUAAACUGAAAUAUACCAAAUUUACUAAUUGA